Saccostrea cuccullata (small rock oyster) is the source of this 1953-nucleotide messenger RNA. RefSeq lists its product as uncharacterized. Lineage: Eukaryota; Metazoa; Mollusca; Bivalvia; Ostreida; Ostreidae. The record is from RefSeq and is a predicted model, not a curated record. Bases 148 to 1953 code for a protein of 601 amino acids. The transcript has 5 exons.
AUUACAUCUCAUGACGUUAUGAUCUUUGUGACGUCAUUGCUGUUUCCCGCAAAAAUUGAUUGCCAAAUUAUCGGGAAAUUCUAUAUCUCCGAAAAAUUACGUCACAUUUACAUUCGUGACGUAAAAAUCAUGGUGCUUUAUUAAAAUAUGGAUUCUAAAAUUGUUCGCGACAAAAAGGGUCGAUUUACAUCGACAGGAAAAUUUCAAAGAUAUGAAAAAUUUAUCGAAAAAUUUAGAAUUCCUAGUUUUGAGAAUGAAGAGGAGAUUUGUGACGACUGGGGAGACGGGCGAAGAAUAGUGGAACUGAAAUAUCUAUCAGAGCAGUUAAAAUCAUGCCCGAACUGUUCAACGCCACUUCAUCUUCAUUUUUGCAAGAAAGAACGCAUGUACGGUUUGGGGAGUAUUUUGUACAUUGAAUGCGAGAUGUGUAAAAAUGAAGUUAAGAUAUAUACUGGAAAGCAACAUCGAUCAAAUGGCACCGUCAAGGGAAUGAAAAUAUGGGACGUAAAUACAAAGUGUGGCCUAGCUAUGGAUCAUGCUGGACUAGGACCUUAUCAAGUUUCAAAUUUUCUAACCGCUCUAAAUUUGCCUUCCAUUCACCCAAGCACGUUGCGGGCUAGAGAAAAUGAGAUUGGCGCAACACUGCGAAAUUAUACACAGGAAUCGUGCGAUGAAGCUUUAUUAAAGGAAGCAAACUUGACAUCUAAGUCAGGAGAAGAUCAUGAAGAUGAGGACGAUACAAGUCCGAUAAAUAUUUCCUUCGAUGCUGCGUGGCAGAAACGUGGAAGCGGAAGGUCGUACAAUAGUCAUUCAGCAACUGCUACGAUGAUCGGUAUGGAAACAGGUAAAAUCGUCGCAUUUGACCUCAAAACCACGGACUGCAGAAAAUGUUUAUUUACCCAAACUGAUGAUCAUGAUUGCAAUAAAAAUUUCAACGGCAGCUCAAAAGCAAUGGAAUCUGCAUUAGCUAUUGAUAUGGCUCAAUCUUUGAAAGACAAAGGUUUUAACAUUUCGAAAAUUACUAUGGAUGACGAUUCAACUACAAUUUCAAGGAUGAAAAAAACUGUAGAUCCUAAUAUAGCAAAAAUAAGUGACAAAAAUCAUGUUCGCAAAAAUAUUUCAAAUGCGCUUUAUAAACUUCAAGAAAAGCACAAAUCGUUAUCUACAAAAACGAUCAAUUAUUUGCUCAAAGAUGUUUCAUACGCAAUUUCCCAAAAUAAAGGUAAUCCAGAGGGUUUGCAGAGUAACAUCAGAGCAAUUAUUCCACAUUCCUUUGGCGAUCACUCCCUUUGCGACUCUCAUUGGUGUGGAUACUUAAAAGACUCAUCAAAUUAUAAACACAGAUCUUUGCCCUAUGGAAAAGAUCUCGUAGGUGAUGACUUGAAGAGAGACUUACAAGAAAUGUUUUGCCAUUAUUCAGAAAAUUCUCAGAAAAUGGCAAACUUGGGCAGCACUCAAGCUAACGAAUCUAUGAAUUUUCUUAUAAGUACUAAGGCCCCAAAAGCUAAACAUUUUGGUGGGUCUUCUUCUCUCGGACACAGACUGGCAGCAGCAGUAUCACAGAAAAACUGCGGUCGAAAAUACAUCAGUCAGGUUCAUAAUCGUCACGGCUUAUCGCCCGGGAACUUCACAAUCAGGCACAACGAUAAAAUGGAUAAGAAAAGAAAGGCAGAAAAAAAUCGAGAACAAACAAAGGGCGCAAAGAGACGCCGACUGGUAAAAAAAUCUGUCCAAGCGAAAUGUACAAAAACCAAAGAAAUACGGGAGGGUGUACAAUAUUCAACAUCGGUAGACCUAGUUGCAGAUACAUGUACCGAUUCAAUACAGACAAUUCCUGACAAGAUGGAACCACCAACUCAAACAUGCAUUGGCUUAGAAUCUGCCAAGAAUUCGGAAGUGGUGGUUUUUGAUCUGGAGACCACAGGAUUCGGUAAAGCUGUAUACAUGAAUUAA